Gryllus bimaculatus (two-spotted cricket) is the source of this 5205-nucleotide messenger RNA. NCBI's taxonomy places the organism in Eukaryota, Metazoa, Arthropoda, Insecta, Orthoptera, Gryllidae. The record is from the annotation of a GenBank genome assembly.
GAUGGUAAUGUAUUACAAAUGAAGAACAAAAUGCGCACACACGUGUGAAAUGUGCGACUAUGUGUUGUUUAUUCAUUUGACAAGUGCGUUAAUGUGAAAUUUUGCGGGCUAAGACGUAAAAAUGAGCGAUUUGCCAUCCGAAGACGUUCUCACGAAAUUAAAACAAAACUUUGGGCACGAUGGGUUUAAAAGUGACUUGCAGAUGCAAGCGACACUCGCUGUCAUUAAAAGAAAAGCAGAUGUUUUCAUAUCAAUGCCAACGGGAGCUGGAAAAUCUUUAUGUUUUCAGCUACCUGCUGUGAUUCAAGAUGGGAAAGUGGCUGUAGUUUUCUCGCCUUUGUUGGCUCUGAUGAAGGAUCAGAUAGAUCAUCUCCAGAAGUUUGGAAUAACUUCAGAUACAAUAAAUUCUAAGAUGGGCGUAAAGGAACGAACUAGAGUUAUUUCAGACUUGCGUAGUAAGCAGCCUAAUAUUCGUCUUUUAUAUGUAACUCCUGAGCAAGCAAGCACAGACACAUUCAAGAACUUGCUUGAAGAGCUUCAUAAGUACAAUAAAUUGUCCUACAUCGUUGUUGAUGAAGCACAUUGUGUUAGUCAGUGGGGACACGAUUUUCGCCCAGAUUUUCUCAAACUUGGUCAAAUUCGAGUGAGGUAUCCGGAUGUUCCGUGGGUAGCAUUAACUGCUACUGCAAGUGCUGCAGUUGUAGAAGACAUAAUAUCAAACUUGAGACUUAAAAAACCUGUUGAUAAGUAUAAGACACCAUGCUUUCGAUCUAAUUUAUUUUAUGAUGUUGUAUUUAAAGAAUUAAUGGAAGAUCCUGUCGAAAAUUUGAAAGAUUUUGCGCAAGAUUGUUUAGAUAGUGAGGCUACAAAAGGUUGUGGAAUAAUAUAUUGCCGAACACGUGAUUCAACUGAAGAGGUUGCGCAGGACCUUUGCAGGAAAGGAAUUAAAGCUGCUGCAUACCAUGCAGGCUUGAGGGAAUCAGAAAGAAUUAAAAUUCAAGAGGAAUGGAUGAGUGGAAAAUACCCAAUUAUUACUGCAACUGUCAGUUUUGGUAUGGGAGUAGAUAAGAGUACUGUAAGAUGCCGCCAUGGUGUUUUCUCAUUGUACUUUGGUGAUAAUCUUCCACAGUGUAACAAGAAAUGUGAUGUUUGUAAAAAUCCAACUGCCGUUGAAAAAUCUAUUGAAAAUUUCUACUCAGCAAUUGUUACCGGUUCAAGAUUUUCAAUUUCUGGGAAUGAUUAUGAUAAUGAUCUGUAUGGAGGAGGUCGAGUUGGACAAAAACGGGAAUGCUCAGAUUAUGAUGGGAAUGAAGAAGGUGAUGAUGGAGAGAACCUAUCCAAUAAACACAAAAAAGAAAUGGAUUCAUUUAUAAAAAAGCAGUUCUCUCUUCGUCGUGCAUCAUCUCUGGAAGAAGAGACAGAUGUAGCAGCUGAGUAUGCAAGAGUUAAAGCUGCUUCUAGCACUAGUGUGAAAGUCACUGGGUUAACUGUGGCAAUGCGUGAAACAUAUUUGGGGCUAUUUAUUGAAGCCCUGAAAAGGAAUUUGGAAAAAUGUCAAGUUAUAGAUCCUCCAUUAAACAAACUUCAAGAUAAGGAUGUCGAAGAAUGUGCUAUAGCUUUAGAGUAUGAAAUAUUUUCUUCUAAUAAGGUAAUCAGCUUAUAUAGAAGAGGCAUUGCAAAGAAAACUGCAGAUAUUAAAAAGGAAACUGGCAUAUUGACUUUGAAUGAUUGUCUGAAACGGUAUGUUCCUAAAUCGUCAUCACUGCGAGAUGCAGUGAAAGAGAUAGAACUUAGUCGUGAAGCUAAAUCGAAAGUAAAAGUAGAAGGUUGUGGCAUUGUAACAGCCUCUCAAUUAUUGAAUUCAUACCAGCAAGAAAAUAAUGAAAGUACUUCCCGAAAGAGUAAAAGGGAAUCUCACUAUAAACUGAAACCAAAGUUCAGCUUCAAAAAGGACCCUUUAGUGCAGAAGUCUGUUGAUUCAUUUUUUCAAGUAUCUGCUAUUCAUAGAACUGAAGGUGAUAAAAAUAGUAGGGACAGGGACCAUGAUGCAGUUCCUCAAAGUACUUCAUUGUCUUCUGAAGGGUGCACUCUUUCAAGUGUUGACCAGUGUGUUAUAAUAUCAGAUGAUGAUUGUGCAAAGAAGUGUAGUCCACGUGACAAGGAAUUAAGUCCUCAAGAGGAAAAAAAAUUGUCACUUGUUGAGAUCGAGAAAACAGUCUGCAAAAAGUCUGUAACAGAAGAAUCACGUGAAAUAGAAGAAAACAGUGUGGUAAAUGAUUUCAAGAAGCAGAAGAAGAAGAAGCCGGUUGAAAGUAAAGAAUUUUCACAUAAAGAGCAGUCUGAUAUAGUUGGAGAACAAAAGCCUUCUAAAAUUGUUGUACUGCAUGACCCAGAAAUGAAGACCAAUGUUAAAACAAAGAAAAGAAAAAUACAAAAAGAUCUAUUUGGAGAUAGCGAUAAUAGUGAUGAUGGAUUACAGUCACGUAAACAACUGAAGAAGGAUAUUAGUUCACAUAAGAGUGAAAUGGCAGAUUCAGAACCAACCCGUAAGAAAUCUGAUGCUCAAAUUGUGCACAAGCUGGGAAAAUCUUCUAAUCAUGUCUUGGAUUCAGAGUCAUCAUCAAAAAGUAAACAAGAUUUAUCAAAAUCUGAACUCGAAAAUUCUUCUUCUUUUGGAAAAGAUAGACAGGAUGUUGCAGAAAAAGUUGUUAAGCAUUUAAUGCCCUUCUACAGAAAGAAGAGAAUAGUUUCAAAAGAACUUUUCAAGUGUUUGGCACGGGUUAUAGCUCACAAAUUACUAGAGAAUGAGAAAUGUACAGGUGAUCAUGUUGUUCAAAAGUACGUUGGUGAAUUUUUUCACAAUUGUAAAAUAGUUGACAACAAAAGUGAAAUAGACGUUACAAUUUUACGAAUUGACAGUCUUAUUACACGGUGAGGUAAAAAUGACUGUUGAGUGUAAUUACGGAUAUUGUUUAUGAUCAAUUUGUUAAGUGGAUGUGAUUGUGUAAAUAGUAAUUUAAUCAUGUUAAUUUAAUAUUGUUGAGUUAUUGUCUCUAGGGUCAGCUUUCCUGACUUCUUCAGAUAUUCCCAAAAAAUCAAUAAUUUGUUUUCAUUUUUAAGUUUGUUCUGAAAACAUGGUGGAUUUAGACUGACUUCCUUAACUAUUGUCAUUUUAUGAAAAUUUUGGUCAUCAUACGAUCAGGUAUUUUUUUUUUAUCAACAUUUUUUCAGGCUUGUGAAUGGUGGAGUUUAAUUUUGAUGAUUUUAGAUUUUUGGGGCGGAAAAGAGUGCUCUUGUAAGGGAAUGCGAGCGACAUGGCUCACAAACCUUCACCUCUCUGAAGCACACAUUUAAGGGUAAAUGCAUGCACAAGUAACUAAGCUACAAGUAUUACUUGAUGCAACAGAUAUUACAUCUGAGUUGUUCAUCAACUUUUUCUUGAAAUAGUGUUUUUCUUUUCAUGGUAUUUGGCUGAAAGACAGUGAGAACCUUAAAAUUAUGGUUCUAAAAUCACUAAAUAGUUCUGCAGAAAUAGAGAUAAUUGCAGUUAAAAUAAUGAGAAGUAAUUGGUUUAUAAUAUUGUAAUUUGGAAUAAGAUUCAAAUUAAAUUAAAUUUAAUUAAAAUAAAUUUUUAACAAAUAGUGCUUCUAACUGCUAAAGUUUCUUUCAAAAGUACUAUUUACAGGCCUAAUAUAAUCCAGCCAAGAGUACAUUUUUUGAAGCAUAAUGCUAAAUGAUUUAUGUAAUUAUCCUACAGAAAAAAACUACUCUAAUUUUUACUUAAUUUUUGUAUGUUUUUUUAGUGACAGAUGUUUGAGAAAAUCUUUAAAUGUGGCAAUCUUGAGUUUCAAGACCUUCAAAAUGUUGUAAAGGUUAUCUCCAAGCUUUUAAUCCAAGACAGUAAAGCUAACAGUUGUUUGAUUUUGCACCAAGUGGUCAGUAGGUCACCAAAUGAACAACCACCUGCAUGUCCACACUAUUUUUAUAGUCUUCAAUGACUAAUUCUAUGGAAAUAUGAUCAAAUGAUAUAAGUUAAAAACUAAAACAAGAUGUGUAACAUUUGUUCUUUGAGAGAUUCUAAUGUAAGUAGGCCCACUUAAGGCAAAAUUUAUAAUUGUAUGAUUGAAAGCUUCACAUUUGCAAAUCAUGCAAAAGCAUGCUGCAAAUCUAUGGCAACUACCUAACCAUAAGAACCAUAGGCACCAUAAGAAGGUUGAUAGUGAGGGAAGGGUUUUUAUUGAUGCUUCCUCAGACGAGCUGCAGGUACAAAAAGAAAAGAAUGAGGAGUGAACAAGUUGAAUGUCUGAAAUUUUCUCCACUGAUGUUAGAGAAAAUUUCAAAGAGACAACUCAUGACCUGUGGGUGGGCAGAAAAUCUCAAGGUUCUGUGAAAUGGCAACUGAGUGAAAAAAAAUAACAAAGAAAGUAAAAUUGGUCAAAACCAGGGAGAAAUAAACAUUUUUCAGUACUCUAAAAGAGAGCUAGAAAAUUCCUCGUUAUUCCUGGAAUAAUAUAAAGAUGUGGUGCCAAAAGAUUGAAGUUGCGAUCGAAUACUGGCAUAAGCAGAUCAUUGUACUUUGCCCAAUAUAAUCUAUGACUUUUAGAAACAUGCCUAAUUAAGCAUCCAAUCUACAUUUUGAUGGUCUUGAGAACCCUAGUUGUAUGUUUGAAAGAGGUCAACUCUUAUUGGAAUGUUUUGCGAAAGACAUUGAGAGCAGAAUACCAAAGAUAAAUAUUUUCCCCAAAUAUUUGCAAGUUAGAAGGAAAAAAUUUGAAAGAUAUAAUGAAACAUUUUUGUGAUAUGGUUUUUGUUUUGUUUUGUGGAUUUUCUGAGAUUUGAGUGGAAAGCAAUUUCUACAUUGUAGAAUAUAAAACUUUGUUGGUGUACCUGUGCUUUUAUCAAGUCAAAUGCUGAAAUUGUAAUUAUUAUUUCGUAUUCCUACAUAUGCAACUCGUAGGAAUUGUUGGGAUAUAAGUGUGAAAAAAUAUAGUGACUUGCAUUAUCAAUGCUUUCUUAAAAUUUAAUCUUUGCCCCUUUUUAUUGAAUUUCAAGUAGGUUUUAUUGUUUUACUACAUAAAAUGGAAAUUAUGGAAUUUAUUGUUUACAGUUCAUUGACAUGGUGCAGGGUAGCUGGAAAUUCUGUAUUUUUUUCAUAUUAAUUUUCUUUGUUUGUUGCCUUUUUCUUGGUAUUAAUGAGAUACCUCU